CUGUUCAUCAGCUUCCGUAAAAGGAUUGAAAUUUAUUGAUUAGCUAAGUUACUAUCAGCUUCUCGUGUGUGAAAUGGUGGUAAAGGCCUCUACCACAAAAAGUCGGGGUUGAAAUUAAGGUAGGAAAGGAAGAAUGAAUUGUGUGUCGGGGGUGAAAUGGUUUGGAAGUGUAAAUUAGAAAACUGACGAAUACGUGAAGAUCGUUAUAUUCAAAUUCAUCACACGGAAAUACAUUUGCUGGAAUGGCAUCAGUGAAGAAUGGUGAGUUUCUUGACGGGCAAGGAUGAUACAGCAUCAUGUUCCCCAUUCACCUCUUCAGCAGUGCACCAUCUACAAGGAUCCCCUGUACUGAAAGAUGACCACAAUGGGCUUCUGGGAUGGUGCAAUGUCUGGAUGUGGAAAUCAGUAAGAGCAGGGAGGGGAGAGGACACGUGUGGGGUCUCGCCAAAUUUUAUUUUCUACGAUACAGUGCGCAGCAAGGGCUUCGAUAUUUCCCAGCAAAACAUGCAAGUAAACACCACUCCCUCUUCCCAUCCUCCAGCACUACAAACUUUCACAUUUCCCACAGAUACACAUAAUGAAAUAUGGCGGGAUCCCACACAUGUCCUCUCCAGUGCAAAGCCAUCCAUGAGCAUCCUUGUGUUCUCUCCAACUUGUGGACAAACAAAACAAAAUUAGAAUUGUAUACUCCACACAGCAACUUGCUCCUCCCCAUCUUAAGUUACUUGUACUUCAUGCAAGUAACUCAAGCUGGGGAGCAGCAAGUUGCUCUGAAACAUGAAAUGCUGUAAGAAAAAUUUUGCAAUUACAAAUAAAAAAACUGUCUACAAAUAG
Molecule: messenger RNA, 834 nt
Organism: Cryptotermes secundus
Lineage: Eukaryota; Metazoa; Arthropoda; Insecta; Blattodea; Kalotermitidae
Exons: 4
Coding region: 259-678 (139 amino acids)
Source: RefSeq, a predicted model, not a curated record